Messenger RNA from Annulohypoxylon maeteangense, 1911 nucleotides. RefSeq names its product FAD/NAD(P)-binding domain-containing protein. The record is from RefSeq and is a predicted model, not a curated record. Gene Ontology annotation, molecular function: FAD binding. Bases 1 to 1449 code for a protein of 482 amino acids. Gene Ontology annotation, biological process: secondary metabolite biosynthetic process. The transcript has a single exon. NCBI's taxonomy places the organism in Eukaryota, Fungi, Ascomycota, Sordariomycetes, Xylariales, Hypoxylaceae.
AUGCCGAGCAGAACCGAAGAAGCUAACGUCGACAGCCAUCACGAUGGUCAACAUACAGAGGGGCCAUCAACGACACAAGCUGAUGCUAGUCAUAGCAGCCGACCCGUCCGAAACGAUGAUAGCCUUUCGGUAGCUAUUGUAGGAGGCGGCAUCGUGGGCAUAAUUUUAGCUCUGGGGCUUAUUGACCGUGGCAUGCAUGUAGCCGUCUACGAGAGAGCUUCCGACUUCAAUGAGAUUGGCGCUGGUAUCGCCUUCACGGGCGUUACCCGCGAGUGUAUGACGAAGCUGAGCCCGUCCGUCAUAGCUUCUUUGAAACGAGUCGCCAAUGAGAACCAGCUCCAAUACGAUAACUACUGGGAUGGAUUUCACAAUGACGAAGAAGAUGCCAAACCCAAGACUCCAGAAAGCACAUUGCUAUUCCAGCUCCCGAACGCCAAAAUGUCAUGGUGGAGCUGCCUUCGCUCUCACUUCCUCGACGAUCUAGCCAAAGCCCUACCUUCAGAUAUAAUCCACUUCGGCAAAGAACUCCUCAGCUACUCAGAACCCGAUCCCAACAACUCUUCCCCAGUGACUCUACACUUCACAGACACCACAACAGCAACCUGCGACAUCCUCAUCGGCUGCGACGGCAUCCGCUCCCGAGUCCGACAGCAACUAUUCUCAAACACACACCCGCAGGCCUGCCAGCCGCAAUACACGCACAAAACAUGUUACCGAGCCGUAAUCCCCAUGGCAGCAGCUGAAUCCGCGCUCGGGGAGUCCAAGGCGCAUAACCAUUGCAUGCACACCGGCCCCGGGGCCCAUAUCCUCAGCUACCCCAUCGCGCAGCACACGCUGCUAAACGUGGUGAUUUUCCUCUCCGACUCAGACUCCGAUUUGGAGUCUAGUAAUAAAGGGAACAACCUCGUCCGUAACCGCGACGCCAUCCUCUCCCGUCUGAAAUCCUGGCGUCCUGAAGUGCGGGCCCUGAUCUCCCAGAUCCCAGAGACUCCGCUCGUAUGGCGUAUCGACGACACAGCAGAUCACCCCGCGCCAUGGUACACCCAGGGGCGAGUCUGUCUAGCCGGCGAUGCCGCGCACGCGAGUUCCCCGCACCACGGGGCUGGAGCAGGUUUCGGGGUCGAGGACGCGCUGGCGUUGGCGACUGCGCUUGGACUCGUAGAUGAAGCUGAAGAACAAACACAGACGGCGGAUGCGAAAAGGGGAGAGGCUGUGGCUGCGGCGUUAGGGGCGUACAAUGAUGUGCGGUACGCGCGAACGCAGUGGCUGGUGCGUAGUUCGCGGGAGACGGGGGAUAUCUAUGAAUGGAUGUACCCCGGCAGUGGAAGCGACCCGGUUAAGCUGCGGGAGGAGAUAGCAGCGCGGCAGAAGGUGAUUUGGGAUUUUGAUGUUGCGGAGAUGGUGGAGGAGACGCGGCGGAGAUAUCAUGCGAGGUUAGGGGGCGAGUAAAUAGGUAGGAUUAGGUGUAGUUUCUACGUGUAACUCUAAGAGAUCCCUAUAUCAUACCUCUACCUUGUUACCUAUGGACGUAUACUUGCCUAUUAUUAGAGAGUAAUUCAGCAGACAAAAGUAAGAUAGCUUGCUGUUUAUUGGGCGAAAUGUAUGCUUCCCGUACACCGAGACAUCAUUCGCUGUUCAAGUACGAUACACCUAAAAAACCGUCAAAUCAGCAACCGCUAGCAAUACCAUCGCUUAGGUCCUAUCGUGAACCGUGCCGGGAACGGAAAUAAACCGAUCAUACUGAAUACUAGACCCACGGAGCAUUGCCCUAUUAAGACCCCAGCCAGGUCCGAUAACCAGACCCCUGGAGCCAGGGUUUCCAGAGCCGGACUUUUUAUAUGUUUCAAGACCCAGAUCUGCCAACUAAGCGGCUUACACGAUAAGCCUGGAGCCUCACCCCCAGCCGGCCCA